AUUUACUUUUUCCCUAUAAAACAACAAAUACGAUCAUUGUGAUUAUUAUCUCUAGUCCUAAAUAACGAGACGGAAAAAAUUUAAUUGUAUAAGUACCACGUAUUGCAAGUGUCCAACUCCGUAUCUCCGUGUUUAUCGUUCUUAUCGCUUGUAGAGAAUAAUAACAUAACUGCUUCAUUUCAAAUAAAGAUUAACAGAGACGACUCUUGGAUGUGUGUGAUAAUCACGUGGCAGUUUCGUACAAAUUUGUCCAUGUUUUCCUCGAAAUCAUGGAUAACCAUCCGGUAACCUCUCAAGGAUUUCAAGUAAAAGUAAGCGACACGGUCCAAGUCUGGUUAAAAUCGUUGGAGGUGUACAUCAACGAACCAGCGGUAAAGAAAAGCGAGCGACAAAUAGUUUAUUUAGCAGAUUCACUAACAGGGGACAAUAAAGUGGCUUGGUUAUUAAGGGCAAUAAGUUUUCUCGACUUAACCACUUUGAGUAACGACGAUACGAACAACACAGUGGAACAAUUGUGUAAAAAUGCUGCAAAUCCCGUAAAAAGCCUGCCAUUUCAAUGGAAUAAGCCGCUUCACACAGCUGCCGUUUGUGUUUAUCCAUCCAAAGUACAAGCUGCAGUGACUACUUUAAAGAGACUGAACAAGAAUAAUGAAAUUAAGAUUGCGAGUGUGGCAGCAGGUUUUCCUUCUGGACAAUAUCCAUUGGAGACGCGAUUGCAGGAAGUGCGCUAUGCCAUAAAAUUUGGAGCGCAGGAAAUAGAUGUUGUGAUUGAUCGUUCGUUAGUUUUGAAUCAUGACUGGAUGAAACUAUAUGAUGAGUUGACAGCUAUUCGUAAAGUUUGUAAUGAGAAUGAGGAAAUAUCAAUAUGUUUGAAGGUUAUCAUAUCAUCAGGGGAAUUGUUCAAUUUGAAAGAUGUGUACAAAGCAUCUAUGGUAGCUCUGUUUGCUGGCGCUAAUUUUAUCAAGACAUCUACGGGGAAAGAUACAGCUAAUGCGACGUUGCCAAUGGGCAUUGUUAUGUGUAGAGCGAUAAAAGAGUAUGAAAGACUGACUACAAAAAAGAUGGGCUUUAAACCUGCCGGAGGCAUUAAAACUGCACAAGAUGCUUUACGAUGGAUGGUCUUAGUUAAGGAAGAAUUGGGAAAAGAUUGGUUGACAAACGAACGUUUUAGAAUUGGUGCAUCCAGUUUAUUGGUUGACCUUGACAAAGAAAUUAAUAAAACAUAUAAAGAAGCUUCAGUUUUACAAGAAAAAGAUCCUGCCUCCAAUGAGCAGAUACCUGAAAGUUCCAAAGAAGAAAAUUCUAAAGAAAAUAUACCAUUCAGUGAAGAAAAGAUACCUAAAAGUUCGAAAGAAGAGAAAAAGAAUAAGAGAAAAGAAGAUAAAUAAGACUCUAGAAAUUAGAUCUGGUGGAAACAAUGAUAAAAUAUUUUUGUAUCAUUUCUAUAUAUUCAUAAUUUGAAACUAGUUUGUGCUUUUUAUAAAUUUCAAUAAAUUUUAUUACAUAAUGUGUUGUAAGAA
Monomorium pharaonis (pharaoh ant) is the source of this 1520-nucleotide messenger RNA. It is a transcript of the gene Dera, whose product is annotated as deoxyribose-phosphate aldolase. Gene Ontology annotation, molecular function: deoxyribose-phosphate aldolase activity. NCBI's taxonomy places the organism in Eukaryota, Metazoa, Arthropoda, Insecta, Hymenoptera, Formicidae. Gene Ontology annotation, biological process: carbohydrate catabolic process; deoxyribonucleotide catabolic process. Gene Ontology annotation, cellular component: cytoplasm. The record is from RefSeq and is a predicted model, not a curated record. The transcript is spliced from 5 exons. Bases 270 to 1388 code for a protein of 372 amino acids.